UCUCACACUUGUUCUCUUGUUUUCUACAGUACUUGUCUCUCUUUGUUCUUUCUGUCUUCACUGAACUUCACUUAAACUUCAGUGUCUUUUUCUGCUUCUUUUUUGUUUCAUAAACCUCUGCAGUCGAUUUAAAGAAAAAAGCAAUGACUGGUUCUUUAAAUGAUUUUCCCAUUAGAGGAUUGCUUGUGUAGGGAAGGCCCAGAUGGAUUUCAGCAGGGAGGUGUUGCGACAGAACAGUUCCUACAGGUGUGUGAUAGACCAGGACGAUACAGCCAUGGCGUGCCUCAACAUCUUCCAAAACUCGGAGGUUCCACGUAACCUUUCAUCUAUGAUGCCCUUCCUUGCUGCUCUCUCGGAGUUAGCGUCCAAUGGAGAUCUGGGGCUUCUGGAAAGCCUAGUGAGGAAGGACCCCUGGGUCCUGAGAGAGAGAGACGACGCGGGGGCCGGCCCCCUCCACCACGCCUCCGCUGGAGGCCAUGUCCGUGCGCUCCACUUCAUCACCUCUGCCACCGAUCAGAAGGAGCUGAAUAGUUGUGAUGUGGAUGGCAAUGUGCCUCUCCACUGGGCUGUGCAGAGGAACCAGUCUGGGAGUUGCGCAAUCCUGCUGGAACUCGGAGCUGACCCCAACAUCCUCAACACGGCCCUCAUGUCCCCUCUACACCUGGCUGUCAGCCAAGGACACAACAGCUUGCUGGAGCUGCUGCUGUCUAACAAGAGCACUGAUGCGAACCUGGAGGGUGACCUGGGUAACACCCCUCUGAUGCUGGCCUGCUCAGUCAACAACUGUGAGGCCCUCAACAUGCUGCUGAAGCACGGAGCUCGGAUGUGUCAUCAAAACAAGCUGGGGCACUUUGCCAUCCACGCUGCUGCCUUCUCCGGAGCCCGGGAAGCCAUGGACAUCAUCCUGAAGGCCGGAGUUGAUUUUGACCACCCGGUGGAGAAACACAUCAACUACCUGGACAAGUCCAAAAGCAGCCCCCUCCACCUGGCCGUGCAUGGGGGCAACAUGGAGGUGAUCCGCUUCUGCAUCUCCAAAGGAGCCAGAAUCGACCAGCAGCAGGUUGACAAGUCCACGGCACUGCACUUUGCCUGUACGCAGGGGGCAAUAGGAGCAGUCAAACUGAUGCUGUGUUCCUACAGUAGAGUGGAUGACAUCAUCAACCUCCCCGAUGGGGCCUUUCAGACUCCACUCCACAGGGCCACAAUAUUUGAUCACAAAGACUUGGCAGAGUACCUCUUGUCAAAGGGAGCAGACGUCAACAGCAUAGACUGCAAGGACCACACACCCCUGCUGCUGGCCACCAGCUGUGGAGCAUGGAAAACAGUGUCUCUCCUGCUGUCUCACGGGGCGGACGUUAGCAUUAAAGACAGAUCAGGCUGCAAUUUCCUCCACCUUGCCAUCCUGCAGCCCAAAGCCCUAAGGAACCUCACCCAGGAAAUGCUACAGCACAGCGUCAUAAAGGAUCUACUGAGUGAGGAGGAUCAUGAGGGCUGUACCCCCCUCCACUACGCCUGCAGGCUGGGCAUCCCUGACUCAGUGAGGAACAUGCUGGGUCUCUCAGGGCAGGUCUGUCUGGAACGCAAGUCUAAGGACAAGAAGUCAGCCUUGCACUUUGCUGCCCAGUUUGGGCGUUUCAACACCUGUGAGAGGCUGCUGGAGACCAUCACUGACUCCCGCCUGCUGAACGAGGGGGAUGAGCGGGGCUUGACUCCUCUCCACCUGGCAGCAGGAGCGGGCCACACCAAGGUAGUGGAGCUGCUGCUGCGCAAAGGAGCCCUCUUCCACAGUGAUUACAAAGGCUGGACGUGUUUACACCAUGCUGCUGCAGAAGGGUACACCCAGACCAUGAAGGUCCUGCUGACCUCCAACAUCAAACUACUGGACAAGGUGGACGAGGACGGGAGCACGGCGUUGCACAUGGCAGCUAAGGAGGGGCACGUUGCAGCGGUGAAGCUCCUGCUGGGAAGAGGGGCAGAGAUCGUCCUCAACAUGGACCACACCUCGUUCCUCCAUGAGGCAAUACAACAUGGGAAAAAGGAAGUGGUCAAAACUGUCAUUGACAGUGACAGAUGUGCUGAGGCUAUUACAUCAUUCAAGAUUGGCACCAGUCAGAGAUGUGCUGUUCUUGACAUGAUAGAGUUUCUACCUGAGUCUUGCCAGCACCUGCUGGACAGCUGUGUGACAGAGUCAGACGAUGAUGCCAACAGUCUUGACUACCAUAUUGAAUACAAUUUCCGGUGGCUUCAGGCUCCGUUGGCGCUGAAGAAGCACUCGAGGCAUGACAAAAGCCUGCACGUCCAACCACUAUCUGCACUGAAUUCCAUGGUGCAAUUCAACCGCAUAGAGCUCCUCAGCCACUCAGUCUGUGAGAAGUACCUGGAGAUGAAGUGGCUGGCAUAUGGAAGCAAGGCCCAUAUUCUCAACCUGUUUGUCUACCUGCUGGGCCUGCUGCCUCUCACCCACCUCAUAAUCACCCUUAGACCCAUUCUGAGCUUCACUGGCAACCAAACAUCGGUCAACAUGGUGCCCAUAUCCUUCACGGAGCAGAGUGUGUCCCGGUCCUUCUGCAUGGUGAUGGUACUCCUCAUGAACAUCCAUGCGAUUGUGAAGGAGGUGGUGCAGAUCUCACAACAGAGGCUGAACUACUUUAAGGAUGCUUCAAACCCCCUGGACUGGUGUGCAGCUGUGUUCUCCCUCCUCUUCAUCACCCCACUCUUCUUCAACUCAUCUGGGACCCUGCACUGGGAAGCAGGGGCUUGCGCCAUCUUCCUGGCCUGGGUCAACUUCCUCCUCUACCUCCAAAGGUUCGGGCAUUUUGGGAUUUACGUGGUCAUGUUCGGAGAGAUCAUGAAGACGUUGGUGUGCAUCAUAGUCCUCUUCUUCUUCCUCAUGUUAGCCUUUGGCCUGGGCUUUUAUGCCAUUAUGCUCAACCAGAGUGAAUUCAGUCGUCUAGACCUCUCUGUGCUGCAGACCUUUGUGAUGAUGGUGGGAGAGCUCAACUACCAGGGCAACUUCCUGGAUGCCUACCUGAAAGACGAGCUUCCUUUCCCCUUGCUGACCUUUGUCCUUUUUGUGCAUUUUGUUCUGCUCAUGCCGAUAUUACUGAUGAACCUCCUGAUUGGUUUGGCUGUAGGAGACAUCGCAGAAGUUCAGAGAAAUGCUGCCCUGAAGAGAAUAGCAAUGCAGAUUGAGCUCCACACCAAUCUGGAAGAAAGGCUGCCUUACUGGUUCAUGAAGCAUGUUGACAAGCCCUCCAUAACCGUCUACCCCAACCGCAAGUGUUCCAGGGUCUUGUUCAAUAUGGGAGAGACUACAAAGAGACGGACUCGUCUGCACCUGCAGAACUCCCGGGACUUGACACCCCUGGAGAACGAACAGCAGAAACAGAAAUACAGACUGAAGGAGAUGUCCAGCGUGCUGGACAAGCAGCACAGCCUUCUGAAGCUCAUCAUCCAGAAGAUGGAGAUCACCUCCGAGGCGGACGAUUACGACGGGCCAAAGACGGUCAAAGACGAGAGGCACAAGUCAAAGAGGAGUGCAAGUACAAACAAGGGGUCCAAAUGGGUCCCCUUAAUGAAGGCCAUUGAAGCCAGAAAAUGAUGAGGAUGCAAAAACCUAUAUAACUCUACAACUAUAUUAAUUAUACCUAAAGCCCUGAAUAUACUGUUGAGUGUCAAAGAUAUGGAUAUGAGCAUUACAUUGUUAUGAUCUAAGUAACGUUAUUAUUUUGAAACGACAUAAAUACAGUACUGUAAUGCAAAUUAGAAUUAUAUGAAAAAAUUAAAACUUUAAUAUUGUAUUUACGUGCAGUGGUGUAGCAUGACAAGCAUGUUUAGAAACAUACUGUACAGUGAUAAAUGGUGUGACCAGUGCUUAAGCACUGUGCCAAUUAUUAUGUUCCUUUCUACUGCAUGCCCUGUCAGACAAUUCAAUCUAAUUUUUACAACAAUAACAAAUAUACUAUGUUGUUCUUGAAUAGUUUUAUUUAAUAUAAAAAAUGAAUAACAAUUUUAA
Hypomesus transpacificus is the source of this 4015-nucleotide messenger RNA. RefSeq names its product transient receptor potential cation channel, subfamily A, member 1b (gene trpa1b). The record is from RefSeq and is a predicted model, not a curated record. Bases 203 to 3601 code for a protein of 1132 amino acids. Gene Ontology annotation, biological process: transmembrane transport; monoatomic ion transport. Gene Ontology annotation, molecular function: monoatomic ion channel activity; protein binding. The transcript has 29 exons. Gene Ontology annotation, cellular component: membrane. Lineage: Eukaryota; Metazoa; Chordata; Actinopteri; Osmeriformes; Osmeridae.